Molecule: messenger RNA, 2024 nt
Organism: Carassius carassius (crucian carp)
Lineage: Eukaryota; Metazoa; Chordata; Actinopteri; Cypriniformes; Cyprinidae
Exons: 2
Coding region: 230-1939 (569 amino acids)
Cellular component (GO): membrane
Molecular function (GO): GTP binding
Source: RefSeq, a predicted model, not a curated record
CACACUCAUCCAGGAGAACUUAAGGACGGAGGACACACUUUUGCAUCUUAUUGUUGCUUGAGAGCAGGUGAGCAUUGAUUAUUGUAUUGCGUUCUGUUGACGAUAUUUUAUCUGUGAACACUGUUUGUCAAAUUGAAUCAUUAGGCCAGUAUACCAUUAGUGUUAGCAGUAACUAGACAGUGUCAGCUAUAUUAUGUAGCUAUUUUUUUUUUUUAGGGUCCAAUUGAAGAUGGAAGAAAAACUCUCAGAUGAAAAAUUAAAAUGUAUGCUUGCCCUUUGGAGAUUUUCCUUCAGAGCACCAGGAUUUGAAAACAGGCUGGUGAUGGCUCUACAACUAUUUGAGCGUUUCCCUUUAGACAUAGCUGUGACCGGAGGAACACCGGAGGCUAAUGCUCAGCUGGCUUCUGCAAUCUGUGGGCCGGGUGAGGAAAUCGAAGAGGAGGAAUGGGAAACUGAUGAUGAAGGUGAUGAGGAGGAAGAAACAGAUGAGGAAGAAGAAGCAGAAGACUGGGAGGAAGAUGAAAGUGGAGAUGAGGAACCUAGUAUAAAGUUAAAUACUAAUCACCAGAGCAGCAGCAGGGGGAAACGUGUACGGAUAGCAGAGCAUGCAGAAUAUAUAGGGAGGAGCAUUCCUGAUUUUGACUCUGUGAUUUUACACAGUCAAAUCCCAAAUGUUCGAGUGUGGACUGUGCAGGGCCAUCCAACCUCAAAUUCAAUUAUUAAUAAUCUGACCAACCAGCAGUAUGACUCUACAUGCUAUGAUGUUCUAGUGGUUCUCACUACAGAAAAGCACAAAGAGGACCAAAUGUGGCUCAAAAUGGAAUUGCAUGGUAGAGAUCAGCCUUUUUUUCUGGUUCAAGCUGAGCGGGACUUGGACGUGGUCGAAAAGAAGCCUACAGGGCCAUGCAUGACCUGCGCCUGGGAACGAAAGAGAGCUCGAACGCUGGAGUUGCAAAAGAAAAGUAAAGAAGUAUUUGGAGAGACGGCCGAUUCAGAAGCAGACAGUAAGAAUACUUCAAACGCUUCCCAAGAUCCAGAGUCUGUGAAGAUGAAGGAUAUCGCGAAGGUGCUUGCUGAAGCCCUGCCUGAGCUUCGGAAGAAAGCUUUUAGUCAGUUUCUGGUGGUGAUUACAAAGGAACUUCAGAUUCCCAAAUUACUAUCCGAUGACACACAGUUUGUGGUCUCUACUGCUUUAAGGUCAAGGAAGAUAAACCAGGAUGAUCUUGAUCAGAUCACCAAGCUCUCGCAGCUGAGAGAUCUCACAGACAAUCCUUCCAAGCUUCAGGCCAUCCUUGCAGCUCUCAGUCACUUCCGGCUGGAUAUCGGUGUGCUGGGUGAGACGGGCUGUGGCAGCUCCAGCUUGGUCAAUGCCCUCUUGGGCCUGGAGAAUGGUGAUGAUCGAGCUGCCUCAACUGGUGUCACUGAAAUGACCAAAGAGGCUGUGAAGUAUCCCUCCCCCUCCCCCAACAUCUGUUUUUGGGACCUUCCUGGGACUGGAAAAAUAAGUGAUUUUGGCAGCCUGUCUUGCGUGUCCAGCUCUUCUGAAUCUCAAUGCAUAACAUCUGCACUCUCUUUGUGUGAUGUAUACAUACUGGUUUCUCCUUUGAGGCUUAGAUUGGGAGCCAUACAGUUGCUGCAGCAAGCAUCCUCCCUAGGGAAAGAAUGUUACCUGGUGCUUUCCAUGGCAGACUUGAUUAAGGAAAAAUCCAUUGUAGAGGUGAGGCAAUGGACUGAGGAAGUCUUGGGUAAACUGGGUCUCCAGCAGAGCUUUUUUCUGGUGUCUGCUCAUCAUCCAGAAACACUGGACUUACCCAAGCUAAAGGAGACGAUGAAUGCAGCCUUUCCGAGUCAUAAGAGAGUUGCUUUUGCCAGAUACGCAGCAAAUCAACUGGAUGGAGAUGUUUUCUGGAAAAGAUCAGAUUCUUGCAAAUUUAUGUAAAUAGUUAAAAAAGGGUAUAUUCUCAUAUGCAUGUUUUACUAGGGAGGGAUUUCUGUUUGUGUAACUGCUCGUUACUCUCCAAAUA